Struthio camelus australis is the source of this 1248-nucleotide messenger RNA. Lineage: Eukaryota; Metazoa; Chordata; Aves; Struthioniformes; Struthionidae. The record is from RefSeq and is a predicted model, not a curated record.
GUUCAUUUAAGCAUUGUGUUCUGGUACAGACUGAUCAUAGGAGCUGUCACCAUGUCUGGGUUUGGAGACAUCAUAAGUGCUCUGGGGGAGUUUGGGCUAUUUCAGAAAUGGCUGGUAGUGCUGCUCUCCCUCCCCGUCCUUUUGACUGCUUUCCAUAUGCUUGGCCAAGUGUUCAUGUCAGUGGACGUGCCCCAUUACUGCAACACCAGCUGGAUCCGGGCGGUCGACCCCAACCUGACUGAGGACGAGCAGCUGAACCUCACUGUCCCCUGGAGCACGAGUGGGGCAUACGAACAGUGCUCCACAUAUUCACCUGUGGACUGGGACCUUGGGCCUUGGACCUUGGACCUUUAGGCCAUCGUGGUGUAUGGCCUAAAUGCCACGCAGAACUGCAGCAACGUCUGGGUGUACCCCUCUGCACAAAUGCCAUCCCUGCUGACCGAGGUCUGUAAUUGCCUUCUGACGCUCUGGGGACCUGGAAGCGAUAGGCCACCCAAAUGGCCACCCUGUCCUGUACUUUAGUCUGUGCCAUUGACAGCCGUAGGGUGGCCAGGCUGAGAUUUACCUCAGCCAUAUUUUGGAGACCUUGGCUCCAUCUCCCAUUGCCCAGAUGUGGCCCCCCAGGAGGUUGUAUGCAAGCAGGCCAAGACAUAUAUAGAUGUCAAGCAGGGCCACAGGCCUAGCCGGUGAGUCCAAUGUGUGCUCUGCACACCAUCUCCCCCUAUGCCAGCAUCCAGGCCCUUGGUGCACCAAGUGUGGAGGAACCUUGUGGAUGUCCCUGCUCCAGCCACCGCUCUGCAGCCUGGAGGUACCAUUCCAGCUUGUCCGUCCCUGAGUACCACUUUGUGCUUCAGACACCCUGGCUGGGGGCUGAGGGGAGGGUCAGUGCUUGAUUUCAGCUCCUAUGCGGUGGCGGGUACUGUCAGAAUGUGUGACUGUGUGAUGAUGACCUCAGCAUCUCAGUGCAGUGACUGCAGCUCAGGGCUGUCUCAAGCAGCCUGGGUUCCUCAUUGCUGUGCACUUUGUGUGGAGGUACCAAGUUUGACAAGGAGAGGAGAUCUUGCAAAGCCACCCACUUGGGGGUUACCAGAAACCUCAGCAACGCCAACAAGCUCCACCGAGUAGUGCUAAAUUGUACUUUAUUUCAGCACUUUGUCAUCUCUGUAAAUUUCCUAUAUAGCCUCUUCCCUGGGAAUCUUUUCCUAUAGAUGCUUUCGAGAUGCAGGCAGCUACAGAACAGCUUUCCAA